AUCAAAGUUGAUGCCAAAGUCGACCUGUGUCUAAGGUGUUCUCCCCUCGUUAAUCUCCGUCAUCCCGUCGCGCCGGAAAAGGCAGAGCAUCGGGAAAGAAGGAGGCGUUUCCAUCUAAACAACACCGCACAAUCAGCUGCAAAUUUAUGCAGAGCAGGGAAAUCUGUGCUGCUGCUGCUGCUCCUGCUACUGCUGUUGUCCUGCAAAAGAAGAGCAAGGGGAAAAAAGAGGCAGCACCACCGGGCACCGUGCAUACCCACCGCCCGGGAGGCCGCUGAGUCCGCUGCGGGGAGCCGGAGCAGGAGCAGGAGCCGGAGCGGCGACGGUUGUCUCAAUAGUCUCCUGUGCUCAUCUGCAGCCAUGGAGGCGGACGGAGAGCAGAGCCAGCAGGGAGCCUCAACCAAUGGGAGCGCAGCGUCUGGGGCGAGCUCCCGCCCCUCACCAAUGAAUUCCAUGUCUGCGUAUGAAAGGCAGGCGGUUCAGGCCCUGCAGGCAUUGCAGAGACAGCCUAAUGCAGCUCAGUACUUUCAGCAAUUGAUGCUGCAGCAACAAAUCAACAGUGCUCAGUUGCAGAAUCUGGCCGCUGUGCAACAAGUCAAGGCAACUCUGGCUGCCAGUCGUCAGUCCAGUCCGUCCAGCAGCUCUUCUCAGACCAGCAGCACUACAGUAGCCAGUGUAACAUCUGGAGCAGGUUCCACAGCCAGCAGCCGUCCUUUAGGUGCCUCAGCGACGUCCACCAUCAGUCAGUCCGUGCUGCUCAGCGGAGCGACAGGCGGUCAGGGACAAAUGUACCUGAGGGUCAACCGCUCCCUGAGACCCCCCAUGUCCCCGCAGCUCAUCUUCAUGCCCGGUAGCACGGCGACCGCUGCUGUGGCGACCGUCGCCCAGCAGCCUCAGAGUCAGCAGCAGCAGGAAGUAACUCCAGCCUCCUCCUCUUCCAGCGGCCAGUCGGAUAAUGACCAGGCGCAGAACCUUGCCAUCAGAGGUGUGACGAGUCCCAAAGGUGUGGGUGUUAAAACCGAAGCUCCAGACAGAACUGACUCAGCUUCCUACUCGCUGAUCCAGCCGUCCCACCCAUCAACCCCCCAGUCCCCAACUAAACCCAACCCACAGCCGCCUCACAUCAAGAUCCCUACCUACCCUCAGCCUACGAACCUUAAAGCACACCCCAUCUCUUCGUCCGGUGCCUCCUCCUCUUCCUCCUCCUCCACCUCCUCCAUCCCUCUCUCCCAGCUCCUGCUUCAUGGAACUCGAACACUGACCACAGGGACCACAGCUCAUACAGCGGCACACGCACUGGUCCUGACGUCCAACGCCACAUCACAGGCCCAUGGCUACCCGGUUGGCACGGCGACCAUCAAACCUGCGGUCAACGCUCAGACUCUGGUAGUGCAGCCUUUGCAGAAAACGGCACUCGGCACAGAGAAAUCGGGCCACUCUAACGGACCCAUUCCCAUCCAACCGAAGACUUUUCAGGGUCUCCGCGUUCCCCUUCAGCUUCCAUCCAGAAACCCCCCUCCCAUCUUGCCUGCCCCACCACCUGCUAGCAGCUCCAACCAUUCGUCCCAGCCUCCUCACAUCCCGGUCCAAAUCGUGGGGGCGAGGCAGAGCACGCUGGGGGGCACCCAGGCCUUGGCCCUGGCCCGUGGCAGCUGCAGCCAGGAAGGAGCGGCUGUGCUCAGCAGCUCGUCCAGCCUGCUCACCAUGGUGGCCUCCAUCGCCUCCAGGGAAGCCGGGGUUGUGGGCAGAGGGGUGGGGCUUAAGACUCUCCAGACUCCCCAGGAGGCUGCUCCACCAACCCAGGCCCCUCAAGUUCAUCCCCAGACCAAUCAAAGCUCUGCACAGAGUCAGAAUGGACCUGCAUCUCAGAGCUCCGCCUCCUCUCAGUCACCAACCGUUACAGCUCCUCCCCCAUCGCAGAUCCGCUCCACACACUCCCUCCCACAGGUGACUGACGAGCAGAGAAGAGCUGGGGCGACGACCAAUGGAGACUCAUCAGGCGGCCAGACUCCACAGGGAAAGCAGGUGAACGUCUCCCUAAAAAGAAAAUCAGACUCUGGUUCAGCAAAUGAUGAAGACGGUCCAUCUCCUCCACGGCUCCAGCCAGUCAGAGACCACAGCUCUGCACCCCCAGGCAACCCUAUCAGUGCAGGUUCUGCUUCUCCUCCUCCCGCCUCCUCCUCUCCCACCCCGAUCCUGUCCGUGUCUCGGGGGGCUUGCAGUCAGGGGGAACGGGCGUCCCCGCCUCAGGCUGUAGUUAAACCUCAAGUUCUCACUCAUCUAAUCGAAGGCUUCGUCAUCCAGGAGGGAGCAGAACCGUUCCCAAUUUGUGGUCCAGCGAAGGACUCGGCUGGAGAGGAUCUAACGGACGAUAGUCCAGACACUAACCAAUCAGAAACGGUCACUACGGCAACAGUGCUGAAGUGUGAGUACUGCAAAAACUUUGCUCCUGCCAACCAGUUCAGAGGCACCAAAAGGUUCUGCUCCAUGUCUUGCGCCAAGAGUAUGUAUUGGUUCCCCAGGUACAACGUCAGCUUCAGGCAGAACUUUGGGAUGCGACACAGUCACAGCCAGCGUCAGGAUCAGGACCACGCCACGGACCGGGACCAGGACCAAGACCAGRGCCAGGGUCACUUCUCUAACUCGGAUGAGGAAGGAGGGAUUGCAAGGCGGAGGGUUCCUCGUAGGACUAGCUCAGAAAUAGCCAGUGCAAAGAUCGCAGGAAGACCGGUACCUGCAAAGUGCCGCUCAGAGUCCAGCCAUUCAGACGAGGAGUCCAGUGGACAGGAGGAUGAAGAAGACGCCAUGUCUCUGUCACCUGCUUCUUCGGCUUCCUGCCACCAGCCGCCUCCACCGGCUGCAACCGAGAGCUCAGCACCCAACUGCCUGCCUACUAGCCCCACCCAGUGGACAGUGGAGGAAGUGUCGCAGUUCAUUUCUUCACUACAAGGCUGCGAGGAGAUCGCUUCCCAGUUCUUGUCGCAGGAAAUUGACGGACAGGCUUUGCUCUUGCUGAAGGAGGAGCAUCUCAUGUCCACCAUGAACAUCAAACUGGGUCCAGCCCUGAAGAUCUGUGCUCACAUCAACAAUCUGAGGGACUAACGGACGAGAUCCUGGACCAGGAUCAGACGCGGAGCUGUUGAAGGGGGGAAGGAAGGACCUCCAGGUGAAUGUCAAUGAGGUUCAUUAAGGUUUCAAAACAGACUCUCCACUUGAACUGAGUGCUUCAGAAUCGGAGCUUGCUGUCGGAUUUCUCUCCUAUUUGCGAAGAUUGAAAGGAAUAUCUGCUUGGUAAUUUAUCUAAAAACUGUGCUGGAUGAAGAUUUUUGGUGAMGGUACUGAUUGCUGCCCAAAGUCGCUCCAUACAACACAUAAAUGAAGAUUUUAUUUUCUUAUUGUUUUGCACUUCAGAAACAAAUGGCUGAAACAUUUUUUUCCCCCAACAUGUAGGAAAAUAACUCCUCUUUUUGAAAGGUGGGGCUGUCAUAUUUCAUAUAUUUGUGAAAUUGAGUUUUUCUAGAUCACGUUGAUUUAUUUGUGAAAUGAAAAAUGGUUGCAGAGACAGCUAUUGUUAAUUUGGAAGGAAGCUCUGAACUCUAAAAUGGCUCCUUGCGGGUUUUUGUGCAGAAAAAUGUUUAUUUGGAUCAGUGUUUAUAUACUGAGCUGUUACUCAGUAGGAAUGACCAUCAUCAUGUUUAAAUGCUGGUCUUUUUUGAUGGGUUCCCUCUAGCUAACAGGGUACAGAGAGAGAACAGGGUACGAAAAGCUGAAAUGCCAGAUAAGACUCCAAAUGAAACCCAAAACGGUCACGGUUCUGGGAGUAUAUCACAUGUAGAGAAGACUUGAACAUCCUAGGAGUUUAUUUUACAUGAUGUAAAGUAGACAAACACGACAGCAGCAACUCUUUGAUUUCCAACUUAUUUGAGAAAAUAAGUUGGAAUUUGCUUUGAUCAUUUUCCAGAAAACACAAUAUGAAAAAAUAUUUGAGUUUCAAGACAUAAGAUAUAGCAAUUCUUAUCUCUAAACCGUGAAUACUUACCUUCAUUUAUAUUUAAAUUAAAAUAUUUUAAAUCUUAGAAUUUCUACACCUUAAAGUGAUUUUUUUUUUUUUGUUGACAAACUUAGUUUUUGGUUUGGUUUAGAGUUACUAGCUGACAUAACACACAAAUUCAAAAGGAAUAUUUCAAUUAUUUUUUGCAUCUGGACCCUGUGGACCUGUGUGUUGCUAACACUGAGUCUUGUUAAGGCGUCAAACCGAACAUUGAAACCUCCCACAGAACAGAUAGUUCAACUUUACAAACUCUGCUUUAAGGAGGCUGUAUUUACAGAAGGAUAAACCAGUACAGAUUUACCAAAACAAAGUGUUAAAAAUCAAUUGCAGUUGAUUUAACUUGCCAAAAAAAAAGGAGAAAAAAAAGGAUGAUUGCUCUUUGCCACACCUCUAGAUCAGAAACCAACCUUAGCAUAAUUUUGGUACAUGAUUAUUUUUCUUAAUACAGAAAAUUAAACCCAAUUAGUUUUUUUUUUUAACUCAAAAGUCCAGAAAAAUCUUGAGUUUGUAAAAGCAUUGAAGUCUGAAAUGAAAAACAUGCAGGAAACCUGAAUUUUACACCUUGUCUCGUUAAGCUUUAUUUAAGGAGACCUACUGUUUUAUUAUUAUUAUUAUUAUUUAAACUGUAACAGAAGCUUGUAGGAAAUGCUGUCUGAAAUGUGAAAUAAAAAUAAGCAGCAGACACGGCUAAAUGCCAGCUGGUAAGAUAUCUUUCAGCUGAGUUGUUGUGAACCGUCUUGAGGAAAUGGAAAAUGUGGACCUACAUUUGUCACAGACUAGCAAACAAUUACAUCAGACUGAAUGACUGUGUGAAUAAGAAAACCUUAAGCUAUACUGUAGUAAGUGUAAAAAAUUGCCUUUAUAUUUAAUUGCACAUUUGUUUGCUCGACUUUUUAAUUUGAGCCUUUUUUUAUGUCCAAGUUUUCUCAUGUUCUAUCGUGGCCUUUCUUACUAGAUUUAGACGAAGACUUUUCAUAUCAUUCCUUCUUUUCUACGAACAUCGUAAUUUUUAAAAACUUCUUCUUUCAAGCAAUGACGUCCAUUGCUUUUUCCCAAAGCGUGACUGAAAUAGUAGCUACCUUGAUCAAGGAAACUUCUCUGUCUUCCUCAUAGCUUUGUCAUAUAUUGUGUACUUACCACCAAUAUUUACCUUUUUGUAGCUAGCUAAUUUUGGCUUUAUUGUGACUGGUUGUGGCUGCUUUCUUUCAAGAAGGGAUAAUCCUUGAUGUGUGUUUUUUUUUUCAGUUUUCCCAGGAUUCUGAAGUAUUUAAAUUUGCAGGUCCUUCCACAUGUAAAGUUGGAUUAAAAGGACUCAUUGAAUGUGUCGUGAGCCUGUUAGUUCCUGUGUAAUGUUUUUAUUAGGUGCAUCCAUGCAGAUUUGUUCAUUUGAUCUACAUUUGCCCAAACAAGCAGCACCUUUCAUCCCUAAAUUACUGAAGAUUCUGCAAAUCUUUCAUUUGCAAUAAUCAGAAAAACUGCAAAAUCUUGAAGGAGUGUGUUUGACGAGGAAUGGUUGAUACUAUAAUGCAAAUAAAUAAUCAAGAAACUGUUGUA
Messenger RNA from Poecilia reticulata (guppy), 5605 nucleotides. RefSeq names its product polyhomeotic-like protein 1. Gene Ontology annotation, molecular function: histone binding; chromatin binding; zinc ion binding. Gene Ontology annotation, biological process: negative regulation of DNA-templated transcription. Gene Ontology annotation, cellular component: nucleus; PRC1 complex. Lineage: Eukaryota; Metazoa; Chordata; Actinopteri; Cyprinodontiformes; Poeciliidae. The record is from RefSeq and is a predicted model, not a curated record.